AUGGUCUCUUCAUCCCCCUCCUCGUCGUCCCUUCCUGUCCCUCUUUCACAACUUCCUUCAACGUCGUCUACAACGCCCUCAACGUCGUACAACAAGUCCUCGCCGUCGUCGAACGCUGCCAACGGUCAACAACCCUCGCUGGACAACAUUCGACACGUCAACGGCGCCUUGGAACAGCCGCUCAACCUUAGCCAGAACCAGUCACAACGGUCCUCGUCGCAGCCCGUCGACGGCCAACACCGCGCGGAGAAAGGUAGGCGAUUUCAUUCGUUGUUUGAUUUUCUUGGACAUGUCACUCAGGAGCGAGCGCCCGGUCCUUUAGUCCCUGUUUCCGAACAGCCAACAACACGUGUAUCCCACAAGGAAGAAAGUGACAAUCUUCCCGAGCUCGAUAACCCUGAAGACGCGUCCAUGUCAUCAACGAUAGCACCCAACGCUGCCCCCUCAUCGUCGUCCCCGGCCAAGGCCAACGGCGUUAAGCCUGAGAGCGGUACACCACGCACGACGACCGCCACCAAGCCCAGUUUUCUCUCCAAACUUAUUCGCAUUCUCGUCCCAUGUGUGUCAACGUCAACAACGCACCCCAUCGAUAUCGAUGUACCAGCGUCAUCAGAGCCAUCGUCGAAGCAGGACAAAGAAACGGCCGCUGCACCGGUAGAGUCAAAGGAAGAGGAGGCUCCUGCAAAACCUUCGCCGCAACAGCAAGAACAACCGCAGGAAACCCCACCCCCGGCUCCGCUGGAAGUUUCGAAAUCCGAAAAUGAACCCGAGGCCAAGCAGGACGACGAAAAGCCUGCGCUCAAGGUUGACGAGGACGUUGCUGUCACCCAGGAGAUUGCUACCCCUCAUACCCCUACGCUCCUCCCUGAGGACGAAACCGGGGGGCUCACGGCUGGUGCUGUUCAGGCUCCAGGCUCAACAGGUGCCCCAGUGGCUGGAGAAAAAAUCUCUCGAGACCGUUCGGACGCCGAGGACUCUGAUCGUACGAGCUUCACUGAAGACGACGACCUUGAAGAUGCUCAUUUGGAUGAAGACGAGGAGGAGGAUAGGCUCAUUCUCAACGGAGGAGCCGGUAUCCCUAUUGGCCCUGAUGGAGUGCCUCGGCCACUGCUUCCCCCCAUCUCCCCUCAACAUGCGGGAAGGAAAUGCCUUGUUCUGGAUCUCGACGAAACGCUUGUGCAUAGUAGUUUCAAGUCAAUACAACAAGCCGACUAUGUCGUUCCCGUCGAAAUUGAGUAUCACUGGCACAACGUAUACGUAAUCAAACGUCCUGGAGUGGACAACUUCCUCAAGAAGAUGGGCGAGAUUUACGAAGUUGUUGUAUUCACUGCCAGCUUGAGCAAGUACGCUGAUCCAGUACUGGAUAAACUCGACAUUCAUCGCGUCGUUUCCCAUCGGUUGUUCCGGGAGAGUUGUUACAAUCACAAGGGGAAUUAUGUCAAGGACCUCUCACAAUUGGGACGACCGAUAAGCGACACCAUCAUCCUCGACAACUCCCCCGCCUCUUACAUCUUCCACCCCAAUAACGCUGUUCCAGUUUCUUCAUGGUUUAAUGACCCUCACGACACAGAAUUGACGGACCUUGUUCCCUUCUUGACCGACCUCGCUACCGUGGACGAUGUACGCGGAAUUUUGGACGGUGCACGGUAG
Coprinopsis cinerea okayama7#130 is the source of this 1650-nucleotide messenger RNA. Its product is annotated as protein phosphatase. Gene Ontology annotation, cellular component: plasma membrane. Gene Ontology annotation, molecular function: phosphoprotein phosphatase activity. The transcript is spliced from 5 exons. NCBI's taxonomy places the organism in Eukaryota, Fungi, Basidiomycota, Agaricomycetes, Agaricales, Psathyrellaceae. The coding region runs from base 1 to 1650 and encodes 549 amino acids. The record is from RefSeq and is a predicted model, not a curated record.